GUAGGAAUUUUUUAUUAUCUAAUUAAUGGAUACCGUUAAGGAGGAUGAAUUGUAUAGAUACAGGGUGGUGAAGCUGCCUUCUUUGAUGCCUAGUAUAUUGGAAGCCGAACUGGAACCAGAGCUGGAGGGGGAGACGGGACAGAGGAGGAGGAGCAGAGACAUUUUGAUAGCCGUUGAUCAGGGUCCCAAACAGCAAGGUGCUCAUGAUGCCAACCACGGGCUUAUGGAGAGGUUAGCCGUGGAGGCUUCUCAGAUUGCGAUGGUGAAGUGUGUGGCUCGGAUUGUGGAGGGGGAUGCAGGUAAGGUGAUUUGCCAGGAAGCAGAAAGGAUAAAGCCAGCAGCUGUGGUUGUGGCCUUGUGGGCACCCGUGGCCCAAGCUUAAUGCAGAGGUUGUGGUUGUCCCUUUUCUCUUUCUUUAUCUUUGCACCUGCAGGCUUAUAUUUGAUUCACUAUCCCCCCUUUCCCAUAUAGGCAUUUGGUUUCUUCCUUGUCUCUCACCCCUUGGUAUUUUCUGUAGUGUACUAAAGGGAAGUGUGAGUGAGUAUAUUGCUUCCACCAUUGUAAAGCUGCUCCUGUUAUUGUCGUUCCUGGGAGAAGUAUCAUUUUUAGACAACGAAAUGCUUUCAUAUCCUUUCAUUGAUUUUAAUCCAUUGAAAUAAUUCUUAUGAUUUUGUUUUGAAUUGGCAGACGCUGGAGAUCUGUCACUGAUACAGCGAAACUAGAAAAGGAAGCAAACAGUAAGUAGAAUGUUCUUCUUUAUGUAAUAGCGCUAUGUUGUUUGUAUAUGAUCAUAUAAAUAGUUAUGUGGAAGAUACAAUGUUCAGUCUUACCUUACUAUUUCUACUUGUAGCAUGUGAAUUAUUUGUCUGCUGAUCAUUGCUGAUGAAAUAGAAUUAUUUCUUAUUG
Messenger RNA from Rubroshorea leprosula, 906 nucleotides. Lineage: Eukaryota; Viridiplantae; Streptophyta; Magnoliopsida; Malvales; Dipterocarpaceae. The record is from the annotation of a GenBank genome assembly.